Messenger RNA from Nematolebias whitei (Rio pearlfish), 1733 nucleotides. It is a transcript of the gene tmem265, whose product is annotated as transmembrane protein 265. Lineage: Eukaryota; Metazoa; Chordata; Actinopteri; Cyprinodontiformes; Rivulidae. Bases 518 to 1570 code for a protein of 350 amino acids. The transcript has 2 exons. The record is from RefSeq and is a predicted model, not a curated record.
UCUUGGAGCAUCUUCCCGGGGCUGCUCUCUGCGGUUUCUGCUCCGAACGAUGCUCUGCUUCUGAGUGCGUCCGCGGCUGCCGUGCACAGCCGGGGGAUGACUCUCCUCCUCCUCCUUCCCCUGCUGCUGCUGUGUCAAAAGAUUAACAACAGACCCCGACGUUGCGGGAGGCGACAGAUCCAGAUCCGGAGCUUCUGAAAACACCACAGAGGUUAAAAAAAAAAAAAAAGGCAAAGGAAGGGACGGGGACAGCUGCCACAUUAGAUCGGCGCAGAGGAGGAAAUCUUUUAUUUUUACCCAAGUCUCUUUUAUUUUUAUUUUUUAUUUGGAACUAGAAACGAUGACUUGUUCUCCUGGAGCCUGAGUGUGCUCCAACACCCGGACAGUGACACUUUUAUCGCACCUCAUCAUCCACAUUAACAAGGACUUUAUUGGUCACAGACCGCUCGUCUUUUUCUUUGCUGUAAAUCAGAGCAGCAGGACGAUUGAGCCGGAGCGCAACACGAAUGGUUUGGGCAUGGUGCCCACGCCCCAGGUGUGCGUAUCAACCCUGGUCACAGUGAGCACGAUGGCAGUGGUGGACCUCUACCUGCUGGAGCAGAGCAUGCUGGGAGCUCGCGGCCUUUCGGGACCUAGCGUGUGGCAGUACGUGGCAGUGUUGCUAGGUGAUGUCUGCUUCCUGCUCGCCCUGCGCUUUGUCUCAGCCGGCGUGGUUUCUGAGGCGCAGUCGCCACGCCGCGGGUUCGCCAACGCCCUCUGGUUCUUGUUCCUGUCGCUCCUCCAACUGAAGCUCUUCUUCGUCUGCCACAACUACAGGCAGGAGCGCCGGCCGCCUGACCCGCUGGCACGGAAGACCCUGACGCUGCUGCUGUCCAUCUGCCUGCCCUCCCUGUUUCUCAUCUUGACGGGCGCAGACCACAUGACUCCACAGCGCAGGAAGCAGGAGGUGAGGAGUCGGCUCCUGUGGGUCGUGGUGGACCUGCUGGAUGUGCUGGACCUGCAGGCAGGGCUGUGGGAAGCCCAUGGUGGAUCUGGAGGGGUUGUAGAGCAGAGGCUGCCAAUUUGGGCAGAGGGCCUGGUCUUCUUCUAUUGCUAUGCCCUUUUGCUGCUACUGCCAUGUGUGGCCCUCACAGAGCUGGGGGCCACAGGCCUGCCAGGACAGAGGGGACCCCGUAAGGAGGCUCUGUACCCUUGGCUCAGCUUGGUCACCAUUAACAUCUUCACCCUGGCCCUGAGGGGAACAGGCAUGCUGUGGUACAGAGACUCCCGUGUGUCUACUGUGUUUCUGGGGAAAAACCUGCUGGCGUUGGCUGUGAAGCUGAGCUCAGCCUGGGAGAAACACAAGCAGGAGCGCGGUGCAGCAGGAGCUGGAACUGUAGCUGGAGCAGAACCAGGAGGUUCUACGGUGCCAAGUCAGAACUCGGAGCAGGAAGAGGGCCAAGCCCAGGGGAAAGCUCCUCCCUCUCAUUAUCACACACUGCCUCGCUCUCAAAGCCACAAUCUCUCCCACGUCAGCUUGGAGCCCACAGCAACAUCCUUAGGACCCUCUUUCAUCUCCCAUGAACUGUAGAAAAUCAAUCUGAACAUGCAUGCAGAAGUAUUUGUACGCACAUCUCAAAAUUACAACUUAGACAGGCUGCGCCGGUUGGCCAGUAUCACCUCCCAACAGAUAACUCGAAUGGAAUUUCACUACAACAGCGGCGAGUGCAACGCAGGGCUGUGGAAAUGCAUUU